AUGGCAGAAAGAGAGUUGAAAAAACAAGAAGACAAAGAGAAAAGAAAUAAGCACGACAUUGCAGCUGGAGAAAAACAUGAGGAUGUGGCGAGGAUGAACGAGUCGCUCGAUAUGGCGUCUCGUGGUGCAGCCAGGUCUGUGCUAGCCACGACGUAUCUCGCCGUCCAAGAUCCGUCGUCAUCGGGAGAUAGAACUGACAACUCAGAUUCAAAACCAAGCCGAUCCACCUCUGCUAUGGCCUCUGCCCACCAGCAUCACUCUAGAUAUUCUCUCCCCACCGUUCCCCAGAGUUCUCAGAGCGAUUUUCGUCUUCCCUCUCUCAAGGACCUCAACUUCCAGUAUCGCUCUCCAAGCGGCACCUCCCAACCGCCGCCCCCGACAGAGCUAGUACCCCAGCAACAGGACCACCCUAGGCAUCAAACAACCUCAUGGGGUCGUUCAGUACAACCUACAAACCCUUCUGCUGCUUCAGUUCAGUCCCAUCCCCACCAGCAGCAGCAUACUCCUCCCUUGUCUGCUGGCCAUGAAGCAACUCCUAAAGUAGAGUAUCCGUCAAAACACGAAAAUGGCGGUUAUGCCCACCCAGGCAUUCCCCUCUCCGCACAGACCCAGCCGGCUCCUGCCUCGGUCAACAUCACUAAUCUACGCAACGAAGACAUCCCCCAUUCGCCUAUUCAACCUACUCAAGCCACAAAACGACGGAAUCUCACGGAAACGAUCGCUGCUCGGGAUUCUCAUUAUGCACCACCCGUAUCCUAUCAGCAGUAUGCAGCACCGCCCGUCGCGUAUCCUGCUGUACCCGGUCCUCCGCCCCACAACGCCCAGCCAGCACCUCCAGCGCCGCCUCCAGUAUCUCAUGAACAGAUGCAGCACCAUUCGAUACCUCCUUCCUAUACUACAUACCAGCAACAGCAGUACAUGCAACCUCGACCUCCGGUCAUGCACCAACAGCAUCCAACGCAUCCUCACCCUACACAUUCAAAUCCCUAUCCAUCACCUGGCCCUCCACCUCCGGCGCCGCCUCCUCAAGGUCCAUGGAGUCAGCAACCUCAACACGCUCCUCCCCCUCCUCAACAUCCUUCACACCAACAACCUCCACCACCCCAGCAGCAGCAGCAACCUCCACCCCCACCGCAGCAACAGCAGCAGCAACACCAUGUACAGCAACACCCUUCUCAUAUUCCACCGCAUCAACAACAACAGCCUCCUCCUAUAACUUCUAAUCCCUCUUACGGAGUAUCUCCGCAUCACCUACAACACGCUCCUCAACCUCCUCCGCCCCAACAACAAAUCCAGCAGCAUGCCCCUCCUCAGCCACCACCGCCGCAGCCGCCCCAUCAUUAUCAGCCACCACCUCAACAGCAGCAACAGCAGCAGCAGAUCCCGUUUGCCCGGACAACUGCAAUCGUACCAACUAACAUUGACACCCGAUCGUCAUACCCUUCAAGCGAACCCGAAAGAGCUCCACCUCCGCCCCCUCUUGCUCGCCCGGGCGACACAAUGUCGGAGAGGCAACAUGUGCCUCCGCCCCAGCCUUCGCAGGGUGAAUUAGAGGACAUGCUCCGUCUCGCUCAGGAACUCGUUCGCUUAUUGGAGGAAACGAAGCGUGCCAAUGCUCCGGAGACUGAUCAAAGUAGGAUGAGUGCACCCGAACCAAUGCAGGAAUCUCCGGAUGAUCCCCGACCUCCUAAACGUCCAUGGGAGGACAUUUCACAGGAUGAUGUUACACAAAAUGAACAAAGCUCCUUUCCCGAACAGCAAUAUGCCUCCGGAGGGGAUGUCAAACCUCAAACAACGGCAGAGCAAGAUAUGGAGCUCAUCCGAACAAAACGUGCUACUACAACGGCAGGGACAAAUGGGCCUCCUGGGCAACCGAAAAGCAAGUAUAGGAAGCGAAGUCGGGCAACACCUCCGGGCAAGUGCCAUUCAUGUAACAUCAGAGAGACGCCUGAAUGGCGGCGGGGUCCCGACGGGGCAAGAACACUUUGCAAUGCUUGUGGGCUUCAUUACGCGAAGCUCAUGCGCAAAAGAGACAAAAAUGGGGCUAAUGGUGAGGCACCGCAAAUCGACAUGGAAACGCUGCGUGCCUCAGCUCGCGCAGCUGAGAUAGACAAACCCUCGCGGUCGAAACAAGCUCAAUCGCGGUCGCACCCGUCCGAGCCUGCAUCACCUGCGGAGGUCAAACAACAGACGCCACAACAGCAUCACCAGAGCACGUUCCAACUCAUGAACAUGAUGGCACCAACGACGGAACAGAGCUCGUCGACGAUGAGCAGCGAAUCUUCGCGGGCGCCUCCGCCUCCUCAGUCGCAUAAUAGCAUGCCACCUCCUUCGCUGCCGCCUCAGCCGCCUUGGUCAACUUCGUCUACACCACGGUUAUAUGCAGCUCCUGAACAUUUACAGCAUCAGUCCUUUAUAAGAGGAUCUCAACAUAGUGCCCCUUCGCGUUGA
Psilocybe cubensis is the source of this 2451-nucleotide messenger RNA. RefSeq lists its product as uncharacterized. The record is from RefSeq and is a predicted model, not a curated record. Bases 1 to 2451 code for a protein of 816 amino acids. Gene Ontology annotation, molecular function: sequence-specific DNA binding; zinc ion binding. The transcript is spliced from 8 exons. Lineage: Eukaryota; Fungi; Basidiomycota; Agaricomycetes; Agaricales; Agrocybaceae. Gene Ontology annotation, biological process: regulation of DNA-templated transcription.